AUGGCUCCCUGGCCGAGUCGUCGUGGGUCGCAACCCAACAACAACUCCAACUCCAACGGUGACCUCAUCAGUCGGAUUCACAAUACGGCCUUACACACGCCUACCACAUUGCCCGCGCUUUACUCGACGAAUCUGCCAAAUACAUCGAACGGGAAUCGCCUCGAGUUAUCCUUCUCCAAUGCAAACGCCGAUUCCAGCUCCGACGAGUCUGAUUUACAUCCCUCGCGGCCUCAAUCUUCCAAACCUCGUCGACCACAGCACACGCGCUCUAUGAGCCAGCCUUUUCCUUCCCUCUUCAGCAGCAAGAAAAAGAGGCAGAACUCAGUCGGCGCACCACCGCCUGACCUGGGUUUUGCAGACGAUGACUCGGCAAUGCCUCGACAAGCACCAAAGACACAAGCUCGAAACACUUCUCAUACUCGAAACGGCCCUGUAGGAAGUAAGGAUUUUACGACGGGCAACUGCAUGACAUGUGGUUCGUUAGUACGAUGGCCGCGGGAGCUCAAGGUGUUCAAAUGCACGAUCUGUACUACAGUCAACGAUUUGGAGCCUCUGAGUGCAGAUCAUGAUGGUUCGAAGUCGCGUAGAGAUGCAAGCCAGGACCACUCUCGGUCUGUGCCAACUCGAGGUCCGCAUAUUUCGAUCGAACAGACAAACCGACUGGUUCAACAAUCGAUACAAUCCUUCCUUUCUAAGAAGUUGCAUCCAAUUCUUGAACCUCCCACCGAGGCGCCGCCACAACCGCCGUCGAAGUUGUCAUUUAGCAGCCGAAUACAGGCUGUUGGCCAAAGCCUUGAUUUCAAGCAGGACGCAGCGUCUUCAUCCAAGUCCCCUGCUAUACAAGUUUCUCAUUAUGCCUUCGAUGAGGAACCGACCCUACGGUCGAGUCCCGCCCGGCCGAACCCUACGCCAAUGCGAUCCUUCUCUUCUUCUUACACCGAAAGACCUCCAGUACGUAAGAUAUUGCAAGAAGGCGGGUCAAAAGAGCAACGCAAAUCGACGGAUCAAUCUGAUGGUGAUCCGAAAAGGAUAUUCAAGGCUUUGGAAGACUAUAUCGUAGCCUGCUUUGGCUCAUUCGAAUGUAUUAACUCAUCAUUCUUAACACAUACCCACCGCGCUGAGCCCAUUAGAUGUAGAAGCGAAUCGACCCGCCGCAAGCCAACGCUACCUAGUGAGCCUCGUGAACAGAGAGGGCAUCGUCGCGAGCCUUCAGGAAACCAUGCGGCGCGUGAGCCACGAGAGGAGCGGGUUACACCGCAAUUCGAUGAUGGAUCAUGCGACCUCGAUCCAAAGUUACUACUUUUAGGUGACUUUGCUGAGAAUGGGACAUGGUGGAUGGGCAACCAAGAAGACUCUCGGCCUCGACGGCCAUCGACGAACCGUGUGGAACGGAGUUUCUCAAGCGCGCCAGUCAACACGAAGACACCGCAAAUGAACUGGGGCGAUCUCAUCAAAUGGUACACCACUAUUGUGAAUCCCGCUGAGGGAUGGUUUGCGAUUUACGAGGAGAUGUGUCAAGGAAAGGCCUUCUUAACCCCUUCUCAACGAGAAUUGCAAUUAAUGGAGCGGGAACUACUGCAGGGCCAAGAACAUGCUCGGCGAGUUCUUCUUAAAGCAACCGAAAUGCUUCUAAAAAGACCUGGAAGGCCAUUGAAGGUUCCAGCAGACUUGAGGUUUCUCCUUAUCAUCUUAGAAAACCCAUUACUUCACGAACAGGAAAUAUUGUUUCGGGGGAUUCUACAAUUCGACAAAGGCUUGCCUUCUGGCCCAAGGUCAAUACAGCAGAGAAAAGCCAGCAUCCCUGAAUCCGGACCUUUAUCUGGGCAACACUCCGGCAUCAUCAAGCGCAUAGUGGGCUUAGUAUCAAACUCGUCGGCUGAAUGCCAUAACCAGUUGAUAACCUGGUUUUCAAGACAUCACCCUUCUCGCUUCAUUCGUACCAAAGAGUUAGCAUCCGGUUUCUUAACAUAUCGGAUGAUUCGGCAGAGUGGAAAGAAGCAAGAGGUGAAAGUUGACAUCACAGCUGGCCUGAUACCGCAAAUGCAAGAAGGGCGCUCAGGAGCUUACCUCUACGAUGAGAUAAACCGCGCAAACUCGUCGAAGAAGGCCAAGGAGCCUGAAAAGACAAUCAUGUAUGCCGAAGAUUGGCAGAUUAGAGCUUCUUCGCGGGUCUUGGCGCUCCUUUUCGCUGCGAAUAACUUGCCACACAGCCGGAGAAAUGAAGAAUCCCCGUCGGGCUCGGCCGAGGGUCGUUCUAAUGUUCAUUCUCACGGACAAAUCCUACCAACGAGCGACUUCUACAAUUCAAUGAUCGACUACACUGACUUAGUUGCGGACUUCGAGAAUUGGGAGGCUCGUAGGAGCAAAUUCACGUUCUGCCAGUACCCAUUCCUUUUAAGCAUAUGGGCCAAGAACCAUAUUCUUGAGCACGAUGCUCGUCGCCAGAUGCAGAGUAAAGCCCGUGACGCCUUUUUUGAUAGUAUCAUGAGUCGCAAGGCUAUCAACCAGUUCCUCGAAUUAAAUGUUCGCCGAGAUUGUCUGGUAGAUGACAGUCUAAAAGCUGUCAGCGAGGUGAUUGGAAGUGGGAGCGAGGAUAUCAAAAAGGGUCUUCGUAUUACCUUUAGUGGUGAAGAGGGAGUAGAUGCUGGUGGUCUACGGAAAGAGUGGUUUUUACUUCUGGCCAGAGAAGUUUUCAACCCCGACCAUGGACUUUUCCUUUAUGACGAGGAUUCUCAGUUCUGCUAUUUCAAUCCGAACGCUUUUGAAACCUCCGAUCAGUUCUUCUUGGUCGGAGUCGUGAUGGGACUUGCUAUAUACAACUCGACCAUUCUGGAUGUGGCCCUGCCUCCUUUUGCAUUUCGAAAACUUAUUGCAUCGGCUCCAACACACGGUACAGGAGCAUCAGCUCAUCCAAAACCCCCUAUGCGUUAUAACCUGGAAGACCUAGCAGAAUACCGGCCUCGACUAGCUCGAGGAUUACGGCAGUUGCUAGAAUAUGAAGGCAAUGUGGAAGAAACCUUCUGUCUCGAUUUCGUUAUCGAUGUGGAUAAAUAUGGUACUCAGGUGCAGGUUCCCCUUUGCCCUGGAGGCGAACGCAUCCCUGUCACUAACAGCAACCGUCGAGAAUACGUGGACCUUUACGUGCGGCACAUAAUCGAUGUGUCUGUGACGAGACAGUUCGAACCCUUCAAACGAGGUUUCUACACUGUAUGUGGAGGUAAUGCUCUGUCUCUCUUUAGGCCAGAAGAGAUUGAACUCCUUGUACGAGGCUCUGACGAAGCACUUGACAUCAACUCGCUAAGGGGGGUCGCUGAAUACGAUAACUGGGGAAUCAAAAGGCCAGAUGGUUCCGAGCCCGUCAUUGACUGGUUCUGGGAGACAUUUCAGGCGGCAACAUCUCAAGAUCAACGGAAACUACUGCUGUUCAUCACUGGUAGCGAUCGAAUUCCUGCUAUGGGUGCGGCUGUACUGCCGAUUAAGAUAUCCUGCCUUGGUGAGGAUGAAGGCAGGUUCCCUAUUGCUCGAACGUGCUUCAACAUGCUAUCUCUGUCACGAUACAAGUCAAAAGAAAGGUUAGAGAAGUUGCUAUGGACUGCUGUUCAUGAAAGCGAGGGCUUUGGGAUAAAGUAA
This is a messenger RNA of Fusarium fujikuroi IMI 58289, 3630 nucleotides long. RefSeq names its product related to ubiquitin-protein ligase HUL4. Gene Ontology annotation, biological process: protein polyubiquitination. Bases 1 to 3630 code for a protein of 1209 amino acids. The transcript is spliced from 3 exons. NCBI's taxonomy places the organism in Eukaryota, Fungi, Ascomycota, Sordariomycetes, Hypocreales, Nectriaceae. The record is from RefSeq and is a predicted model, not a curated record. Gene Ontology annotation, molecular function: ubiquitin protein ligase activity.